Molecule: messenger RNA, 1536 nt
Organism: Styela clava
Lineage: Eukaryota; Metazoa; Chordata; Ascidiacea; Stolidobranchia; Styelidae
Product: procollagen C-endopeptidase enhancer 2-like
Molecular function (GO): protein binding
Source: RefSeq, a predicted model, not a curated record
UUUUUGAUAAUAUAUUCACAGAAUUUGCCACAUAUAUAUAUAUAUAUAACUUGAUGCAUGAAAUAGUACACAAUGUAUUAUAUCAGAGCAGCAUCUGUGAUAUCUUUUUGCAUACUCCUGUCUGUAAGAGUAAAUGCACAAGACGAAUAUACGAGUGUAUUCCAAGAAUGCAACCAAACAAUUAGAGAAGGCCAAGGUGUGAUAAUGAGUCCGGACUUCACAACAGUUUAUCCAAACAAUUUACAUUGCGAAUGGAAUAUAGAAGUUGAAGAAGAUCGAAUUGUAACAUUUACAUUCGGGUAUUUUGACGUAGAAAAGAGUCUGAACUGCAAAUUUGACAGAGUUUCCAUAUAUAAUGGGCCGACUGUCGAUCAUCCUAUGUUGGGCAAAUUUUGCGGACCAUUUCGACCAGGACAACAAAUAUCAACUUCUAAUAAAAUGCUAAUAUCAAUGGACAGUGAUGCUAGUACAGGGAGGAAAGGAUUUUAUGGCUAUUUUGUAUCUGCUGUUCCAGAAUUGGCAACUGAAGGUUCUUGUGGCGGACUUCUGAAAGGCGCAGAAGGUUCAUUUCACAGUCCGAACUAUCCCAAAUCAAACUACCCAGGUCCGGUCACUUGUUCUUGGCAUAUUCGAGUGGAUGAAGACAAAAUCGUGCUUAUGUCAAUUGAUGAUUUUGACAUUGAGAAGUCAAUUGGGUGCAAAUAUGAUGCACUUGUGAUCUAUGGAGGCUGGUCUCAUUCAGAGAAAACCAAAUUCAUUGGAAGAUUCUGUGGUGGCUCAGACGACAUUCCAUCAAGAAUAACAUCACCAGGAAACGAGUUGUUUGUCACUUUCGUUUCGGACACAAGUGGAUUUGCAACUGGGUUCUCUGCUAGUUAUGGGGCCAAAAAGAGACUGAAAUCGAAUACUGAAACAAGAACUACUACAACUACUUCAUCUACAACAACUGUGUCUACAACUUCGACUAUGAAACCUACUACAACGCCGAUUAUAACAACCACAAGCGCCGCUUUCGAGUGUCCAGUGAGCUGCCCACCCAAGAUCAAAACGAAGGCGCGCAUUUGUUCAGCAAACUACCUUGUCGUGGUUCGUCUGAAUGACAAUACCCUGCGCACCCAGAACAUUGCUACCAUCGAUUUGAUAAAACCUUUCAAGCAAGGAUCGUUGCCUUCUGUAUCAAGCACGCAAAUAAGAAUCGCCUGUCGCCGAUGUUCAAAGAUAUUCAAAAAGGGAUCUUACGUGAUCGCCGGUGAUACCAUUACUGAUGAAGGAAUAGAAAUUCGCCCGGAAGAUCUAGUCAUUAAACACAAGCAACGAAAGCAUACCAAGCAGAUACCGAAACUUCUCAAGAAGUGCCGAAAGACAAAACGAAGAAAGGGAAAACGUUCGUCACCACAAAAAAGAGGGAAGCGCACAAAGGAGAACAAACAAUAAUUAAAUAGAUCAAACAAAGUUGCAUGAAUACGUAACUACGUUAUAAGUAGUUCAUUUUAGAUUUUACUAUGUAUAUUAUGUAAUAAACAGAAAAUCACAAAA